CUCACCAAUGAAAUACAACCGCUCCUAACAGUCGGAUUUCUCAGAAACACAGAAACACGGUAGGACAGAGAGCGAGAAAAUGGGUCAUGGGAGCUCGAAACCAGACUGCUUAGACUCUGCGGAUGCUACAAAUGGGUCGAAACCCUCGCGUACCUCCCGACUCCGGCAACGAUUCCGCAGGCUGCGCCGCCGCUGCAGUGGCAGCGGUGGUGGUUCGGGUUCGCAUUCUGAACUCAAACUCAUCACUUCCCAGGAUUUCGCCGGAAUCGCUCUCAUAGAACUCAUCGGCGCGGAGAUGGGGUUUAAGGACAAGUGGCUUGCUUGUCUUUCGUUGGGAGAGCAGACGUUUCGGACUACAAUUUCGGAUCAUACGGACAAGCCUGUGUGGAAAUCUGAGAAGAAAGUUCUUUUGGAAACAAAUGGUCCUCAUAUUGCCCGUAUAUCUGUCUUUGAGACAAAUAGAUUGUCAAAGAAUAAUCUGAUUGGAUAUUGUGAGAUUGAUCUGUUUGAAGUUCUCACUCAGGAUUCAGACUCUGACAUUGAGGUACUCAGCCUGUUAGAUCCAUCAUCAUCUAACACAAUUGUGGGGAAAAUUUCUAUUUCAUGCUCUGUUGAGGACCCAAUUGAAACUGAAAAAGGGUUUGCAAGACGCAUUUUAUCUAUAGUGGAUUAUAAUGAAGAUGGCCAGCUCUCCUUCUCUGAGUUCUCUGACUUGAUUAAUGCAUUUGGGAAUCAAGUGGCAGCAACCAAGAAAGAGGAUCUUUUUAGAGAAGCUGACAAGAAUGGUGAUGGUGUUGUUAGCAUGGAUGAGUUGGCGACCCUUCUUGCUAUUCAACAAGAAAAGGAAUCAAUUAUCAGUAGCUGUCCUGUUUGUGGCGAGAUUCUUGACAAUUCUGACAUGCUCAACAAUAUGAUUCAUUUGACUUUAUGUUUUGAUGAGGGGACUGGGAAUCAGGUCAUGACUGGAGGAUUCUUAACUGAUAAACAGGCUUCAUAUGGGUGGAUGUUCAAACUAAGUGAAUGGGUCCAUUUUUCAUCAUAUGACGUAGGUCUAAACUCUGGAUCAAGUGCUUCACAUAUUUUGGUUUUUGACCGGAGGACAAAGAGGCUAGUGGAAGAACUAAUUGAUGGAAAGAUUGUUUUAUCAAUGAGAGCCAUAUAUCAGUCAAAAGUAGGGCUUGGCCUUAUUGACAAAGGGGCUAAAGAACUUUUGCAGAGCAUCUCUGAGAAACAAGGAAAGCGGAUGAGUUCAGUUGAAUCUUCUAAAGAUAUACCAAAGUUCAUUGAAUUUUUCAAGGAUCAAAUCAAAAUUGAUGAGAUGAAGCAUCCAAUAGAACAUUUUAAGACAUUUAAUGAGUUUUUCAUAAGAGAGUUAAAGCCUGGUGCAAGACCAAUCGCAAACAAGGAAUCUGAUAAUGUUGCUAUAUGUGCUGCUGAUAGUCGUCUAAUGGCAUUUAAAUCAGUUGAAGACAGUUUAAGAUUAUGGAUUAAGGGUCGAAAAUUUUCCAUUCAAGGUCUUCUAGGAAAAGAUGUAUCCAGUAGUGCUUUUAUCCAUGGAACCCUGGUGAUAUUUCGAUUGGCACCACAGGAUUAUCAUCGUUUCCAUCUUCCAGUUUCUGGAACCAUUGAGCAGUUUGUCAACAUUCCAGGAUGCUUGUAUACUGUGAAUCCAAUAGCUGUGAAUAGUAAAUACUGUAAUGUAUUCACUGAGAAUAAGCGAGUUGUGUCUAUUAUUUCAACUGCAGACUUUGGAAAGGUGGCAUUCAUUGCAAUUGGAGCAACAAUGGUUGGAAGCAUCACCUUCACUAAAAGGGAAGGUGACUUUGUCAAGAAAGGAGAUGAGUUUGGAUAUUUCUCAUUUGGAGGAAGUACUGUGAUUUGCAUCUUUGAAAAGGAUGCCAUAGAGAUAGAUGAAGACCUCCUUGCGAACAGUGAAAGGUCACUUGAGACCUUGGUUUCAGUUGGAAUGAAGUUGGGCGUCUCAAGAAAGGAACAAGCAGAAACAGACCUGCCAUGUUUUGAAAACUGUGUACUGAGGGAUUGAAAGAGAGCUGACACUUCUUGGUGUCACUGGAAGAUGUCUGUAGUGGUUGCUUAGAAAUCAGAGUAGUAAAAAAAUGCCUAAUAUCCAUUCCAAACCUUGUAAUAUAGCAUUCUAUACAAACUCUGUUAUCAUUAUGUUACAUUGGCGUCACCCAAAAAAAAAGUUUUAACUUGUUACUUCUA
This is a messenger RNA of Nelumbo nucifera (sacred lotus), 2226 nucleotides long. RefSeq names its product phosphatidylserine decarboxylase proenzyme 2-like. Gene Ontology annotation, molecular function: phosphatidylserine decarboxylase activity; calcium ion binding. Lineage: Eukaryota; Viridiplantae; Streptophyta; Magnoliopsida; Proteales; Nelumbonaceae. The record is from RefSeq and is a predicted model, not a curated record. Gene Ontology annotation, biological process: phospholipid biosynthetic process.